Molecule: messenger RNA, 1134 nt
Organism: Labrus mixtus (cuckoo wrasse)
Lineage: Eukaryota; Metazoa; Chordata; Actinopteri; Labriformes; Labridae
Exons: 8
Coding region: 126-947 (273 amino acids)
Biological process (GO): biosynthetic process
Source: RefSeq, a predicted model, not a curated record
AUCUGAACCUAUUCCGUGGACUGUGUACUAGUUUUCUGACAUUAGUUUUCUGUCCUCCGCUGUUCUGUAAGCAAGUCUGUUACCUGCUUACAGGUGAAACUUAGCAGACUUUCUCUCAGUUCUAAAUGAAAGCUGUAAUUCUCGCCGCCGGGUACGGUACCAGGCUGCAGCGGGAUGUGGUGGCAGACAGCAGCGGGAGGUUCGCUCACCUGGCCGGUGUUGCCAAGCCGCUGCUGCCGGUGGGACGAUGUGCUCUGAUAUCACACUGGGUCAAUGCUCUGACCUCCUCUGGGUGUGUGGACGGCAUUUAUGUUGUUACAAACGCUCUGUACCACGCUGCGUUUGAAGAGUGGGCCUCACAUUUCACAAAUGUCAAGAUUCUCAGCGAUGGGACAAAAAGCAACGAUGAGCGUCUUGGUGCUGUGGCCUGUCUGCAACUGGCAGUAACGCACUUCAACAUCAAAGACCAUGUGGUUGUUAUUGGAGGCGACACACUCUUUAAAGAAGACUUCAGCCUCGGUGAAGUAAAGAAGAGAUUUUCUGACCUACAAGCAAAGUGUGAGGACGACUGUCUGGUGCUGUCUUAUCAGUGCAAAGAAGAGGAAACUCGUAAAUAUGGGAUUUUGGAAGUGGCCGGUGAUCUGCGCGUCCUGUGCAUGAAGGAGAAACCUCUUCCUUCUGAGACAAAGUCGAGGAGAGCUUGUCCCUGUUUCUACGUGUUUUCUAAGAAAAGCCUUCCCCUGCUGGACACCUUCAUGGAGGAAAAGAAGGAGGCUCCUAUUGAGGAGAAAGAUGCUCCAGGAAUCUUUGUGUCGUGGCUCAUUCCCAGGAAACCUGUUUACAUUCAUGAGAUCUCUGGGCGUUUUGAUGUCGGAAACCUGCCCUCCUAUAUCGAAUGUGACCUUUACUUCAAAGAAAAACAAGAUGUCGACUCUUACAUGGUGUAGAAAAUCUGCCAUAUUUAUUUCACCUUGAGAUCAAGAUAACCCCAAUCAAAUAUGAAAUCUUAGUCCAAGUAAAAAAGAAAAUCUGAAAUAAUAAAUCAAGAAUUACACCUGUAAAUAUACCUUUUAAUAUUAUUUUUGAUGUAAUUUUAUAAUGAACAUUUUCUAUUAAAAUGAUUUUCAUACAGUC